CGGUGGAUAUAGUAUAAGUGGCAGCAAGUGUGUCUGGCUGUGUUUACCUCUAGCUCACGUGGCGAACAGAAGUAGCUCUGAAGUUCUGGUUCCACCGUGCGGCUUGCAACGUCGGAAAGUUUAUAUUUCAAAGCUUUUGUGACUUGAACUUUGUUUGUGGAGUUCCAGCGAACGCUCACCGGGAACCUGAGAUACGGCUGCGGCGAACGGCAGUCGUCUCAAGUGAAAACCCUCCCAAAAACUGACUCUUUUUUAAACUCUACCCAUGUUCGAAGUGACUAACAAAUGGAGUCUGCAUUGUAAAACAAAGACUUGACACAGACUCCAUAGCACCUUACGAGCUUUAGUACAAAUUUCCAAUCCUUUCUCUCGAAAUGCAGUGCAAGGCUAUACAGAUGGCUUCCCCCAGCACCUGGUCGAGUCCCGCCUGGGCCCAGCCGUCGCAGCCUCCCGUCGGCAGCCUCCGCCUGUCGUGCGACCUCAAGGCGCUCCUGCCCGCCUCCGUCAUCGCCGGCAGCGCCUGGGCAGGGGACGCCGGCGAGCUGUGGAGAUACUACAGCGACGCCGACUUCGCCAGCGCCACCACCACCCGGUGCUGCAGCGACAGUGUGAGCAGCGACGAGGGCGGCAGCGGCUACGACCUGGCCCUCUCCGGCACGGGCUGCGACGACAACAACAAUGACACCAGCAGUGCCAACCUCAACGUGACCCCCGACGCGCCCUCCGCCGCCUUCCAGCCGCCAGAGGAGGGCAAGGGCGACGCCAACAACAACACCAUCGCCCUCGACGCCAACUGGACGGAAUGCAAACCCAAGAACUCGAGUCCGCGCCACAGACUGGUCGACGAGCAAGGCUUCAUCCGCCGCGCCGCCUGCCUCUGCGUCGACGAGACCGAGUCCAAGGUGUUGCUAGUGUCGAGCAAAAAGGACCUCUGCUCCUGGCUGGUUCCUGGAGGAGGCAUCGAAGAAGGGGAGGAGGCAGCAGAGGCGGCGGUCAGAGAGGCGUGGGAGGAGGCGGGUGUGCAGGGGCGUGUCACCAGAUAUUUGGGUGUUUUUGAGACGAAGCACCACAGCGGACACAAGAAGCACCGGACAGCCGUUUUCGUGGUGGCGGUGAAGCAAAUCCAUGCCCAGUAUCCUGAGGCUCAUUUGGGUCGAGCUCGCCAGUGGUUCAGUUUCGAAGAGGCUUUGAUUCAGCUCUCCCGCAACCGGCCCGUCCAGAGUGCUUAUCUCCAGCUCAUGUUAGCGUCACGCCUCAAGGUCCCACCUGCUUAGGAGAAACCCUACUUCGUGUCUAAGGAUUCGAGGAGAAAAAAAAAGACGUUUUCUGCGUCGAAAAAAAGAGAAGGAGGAGAAGGAGGGGGAGAAGGAGGAGAAGGAGAAGGGCGAUGUAGGAUUUUUUAAAAUUUCUUUUUCUUUUCCUUUCUUCUUUAUUUUUUUUUAAGAGAAAACUAUACGAAGUUGGGUCUUCUCUGAUGCAGCUUGGUGUAGGUGGAAAAAUAAGAUAAAAGGAAGGAAAAUGAAAAAAAAAAAACAAUGAACAGUUUAACAUGGACUCUUGUUAGGGAGAAGUGAGGAUUAUAUUAAGUGGACCAAAGAGUGCGAGGAAAAGAGAAGAAAGAGAAGAGGAAGAGAAGGAGGAGGAAGAGGAGGAGGCAGAGAAGGAGAAGGAAAAAGAGGAGGAGAAGGAGGAGGAAGAGAAGGUGGUGAAUGAAUGAGGAGGAGGAAGAAGGUGGAAAAGGGAGCAGAAAGAUGGAGUAGGAGAAGAACGAUAAGAGAAAGACGAAAGAGAGAGGAGAGAAGAGGAGGAGCAGGAGGGUGAAGGAAGAUACGGUCUCAGGUCUCGGUUAUCUGUCGUAUCUCACGCCUAGAUCUUCAAGGAAUUCCAUUGCCAACGACACAUUUUUAUUUUAUUUUUUAAUAUAUUCACUUUUGAAACAAUUCAGGACUCUUAAACUGGACUGGCUUUUGUGCACAGUGGUGGGACGGGACCAAGUGGUCAAGGACUUCUUAGAACUUAAAAACAAGUAAAAAAUAUUCUACCAAAGGAAACGAACAGAACUCUAUUGUUCGUGUCCAAUGCCAUGUUUACUUGAAGCUCAAUUAAUCUUAAUAAACAAAAGACGAACAGUUGGUUUGUGCAGUUUCAGUACUCAAGAGAAGUGAAACAGAACAAGAAAAGUGUUGUUGGUUGUAAAAAAAAUAAAUAUUUUUUAGAGAUUCAUAGCAGAGGAAAAUUGUAAAUAUAUAUCCUAGUUUACAGUGGCUGUGUACCACUUAACGUCUGUGAUGAGAAGAAAAAGUGCCAAGAAAGUGUCUCAGAAGAAUUACUUAAUUCUUUCUUAGAGCAAUCAGCUGAGGUGUUUUACGUUAUAGAAUGAUUUUCAGAAUGGCUGUCUUGUAUAUGUACUAUUGAUAAUCAUGUUUGUGAAUCACCCUUGUUAACAACUGUUUUUUAUCUAUUUAUUUUUCUUCUCUGUAAUGAGGUGGUAUAUCCCAAGACAGUGGUAUUUAUUGUUAUUGUUGAGAGUUAUUAGGGAAAUAUGAGCUCAGACCAUGGAUUGUGAGUGCCAAAGGACCGCCUAAAAAUAAUUAAAAUAAAAUUGUCAGCCAAAAAUCACCUGCAUUAAAGACUGUUCGAUAAAUAAUCCAAUUCGCAAAUUACGAGAAUAUGGUUACGGUUAUGAUCAUAGUCAUGUAAUAGACUAACAGCACAAAAAUAACGCGAAAUGAAAUAAAAAAACAAAAACAAAAUAAUGAUACAGCAUACACAAAUAAAAAUAUAUGAUAUGUUCCAUAAUGGUUACCUAUAAUCACCCUAAAAUUAUUGUUCCAUAACAUUAAUCCAAACUUAGCAGAAAGUAGUAUUACAUAUGUGAUCAUAUACGCGUACUAUACUAAUACUAAAAAAACAAUAUGAAACAAAAACAAAAAAUCAACAUAAAUAGAAAAAGUAAAUUCUGCAACCUUGUUACCAAUUAUUAUUAUUAUUUUUAUAGAUCUAACCCCCAAAAUCACCUGCAUUAAAGCUUGUCCAAUAACCACAACAAGAAAUAAAAAUACGGAUAAAAAUGAAGAAAUCCCCCCCCCAAAAAAAAAAAAAAAAAAAAAAAAAACAC
This is a messenger RNA of Penaeus monodon (black tiger shrimp), 3118 nucleotides long. RefSeq lists its product as uncharacterized. The coding region runs from base 375 to 1274 and encodes 299 amino acids. Gene Ontology annotation, biological process: diphosphoinositol polyphosphate metabolic process; diadenosine hexaphosphate catabolic process; adenosine 5'-(hexahydrogen pentaphosphate) catabolic process. The record is from RefSeq and is a predicted model, not a curated record. NCBI's taxonomy places the organism in Eukaryota, Metazoa, Arthropoda, Malacostraca, Decapoda, Penaeidae. Gene Ontology annotation, molecular function: bis(5'-adenosyl)-hexaphosphatase activity; bis(5'-adenosyl)-pentaphosphatase activity; endopolyphosphatase activity. Gene Ontology annotation, cellular component: cytoplasm; nucleus. The transcript is spliced from 4 exons.